This is a messenger RNA of Ruditapes philippinarum (Manila clam), 1455 nucleotides long. RefSeq names its product E3 ubiquitin-protein ligase TRIM71-like. NCBI's taxonomy places the organism in Eukaryota, Metazoa, Mollusca, Bivalvia, Venerida, Veneridae. Gene Ontology annotation, molecular function: zinc ion binding; protein binding. The transcript has 7 exons. The coding region runs from base 174 to 1436 and encodes 420 amino acids. The record is from RefSeq and is a predicted model, not a curated record.
AUCAUUUGCUUGACGAAGAAGGCAAAAACACAUUUGUUUAAGUUUGUACUUAGGUAUUAACUACAUGUAUAUUGAUGUCGUCCUCCACAGAUGUAUGAAUUUGAUACAGUAAAUUAAUGAAUGACUUAGCCUUCAAUUUUCAUUUACUACAUUGAAUAAUUCUGUUUGAAAAAAUGGAGGUUCCUGGAAAGAGGGAAAUAAAUAAUUUUUCUUGUAAGCCAUGUGAAGAAAGUGAUAUGUUGACUCAAGCGGAUGGAUUUUGUACGAAUUGUGAAGAGUAUAUGUGUUCCAGUUGUUUUAAUACACACAAAAAGUAUAAGCUUAAUCGAGAUCACACUUUAAUGGACUGUAAUGAGGAAAUAACCCGGAGAGAAGAUUCUAGUAAUUUUGAGAAAUGCGAGCAACACUUUAGCGAAUCCGUGAAGUUUUACUGUGCACAGCACAAGCAAGUUGGUUGUGGAGAUUGUAUGGUCAUAGGUCAUAGAUCAUGUAAGGUCGAUUAUAUUCUUGAUAAGGCGAAUGAUCUUAAAGGCACAACAGAGCUGGAGUCUUUGGCCAAAGGACCGGAAAUAUGCACGACUGAAGCUAAACGAUUAUUGUCGUCAAUAAAGAUCAAUAAAGUUCAAGUUGAUGAUAUCAAUGAUAAGUUUAAACAGGAAGUUAAUCUGUUUUGGGAAGAGAUAACUACACAAAUCAACAACUUGAGAGAUCGUAUGCUUAAAGAAGGCGAAUGCAUAAAGGACAGAGAUAGUUUGAGUAUGGAAAAGUUAGAAGGCGAAACUGAAAGUUUGAUAAAUGAUCUGAAUGUUAUAUCUGAUUUAUUUAAGUCAAAGGUGCAGAGUCCAAGUCAGCUCUUUGUCUGUUCUGUUUCACAAAAACCUAAGUUGGAUCGACUUAUGAAACAACUUAAUGAUAUCAAAAGCAGAAACAAAAUUGAGACUUACGAAUUCAUAGAGGAUAGCAAUAUAACCCGCACUUUGGCGAGCCUUGGUCAACUGGAAAGGCUUCAGGAAGUCGAAGAUGUAUUCGAACCUUUGAAGACAUUUGAAGAUACAGCAAGAAGUGCUGUUUCAACACCAUUACUAGAAAGGCAAUUGAUAUGUAGACAUAUGAAAGUGGAUGGCGAAUAUCUCACUUAUGCAGACAAUGGAAACGGAGAUGUUGGACUGUACGUUGAUAAGUGUCCAAUAGAGAAUGACAGAUAUUUCGAAAUUGAGAUACUGAGUUUAGGACGAAGCGGAACAAUUGCUUUGGGUUUGGUGCCAAACGGUUACCCAGGAAAUAUGCAGCCUGGAUGGGGAAAGAACUCUAUAGGAUAUCAUGCAGACGAUGGCCGGCUUUAUAACGAAAGUGGAAGGGGCACGGUGUUUGGGCCGAAAUGUCUCGUUGGUGACAAGAUUGGUUGCUGGAUAAACGGAUGUCGUGUACAGUGGUAAAAAACUAUUGACACGAAAA